This is a messenger RNA of Sparassis crispa, 1587 nucleotides long. RefSeq lists its product as hypothetical. NCBI's taxonomy places the organism in Eukaryota, Fungi, Basidiomycota, Agaricomycetes, Polyporales, Sparassidaceae. Bases 1 to 1587 code for a protein of 528 amino acids. The transcript is spliced from 3 exons. The record is from RefSeq and is a predicted model, not a curated record.
AUGCAUCGUUGUCUUAUUGUUCCAGAGAUCUUGUAUCUCAUCGUGGAUGCAAUCAAAACUCCUUCCGACGAGCUCGACCUGGACACACUUGCCAAGCUUGCAAGGUCAUGUCGGCUGUUCCAUGAUGCGGCCCUCGACUCUCUCUGGCAUACCCAAUGUGGCCUGUCCAAUCUUGUUAAAUGUAUGCCAUCAGAACUAUGGUUUGAGCCGAAGGGCGAAUUGUCGUUCACCAGAACGAUAUUACCUACCGAUUGGAGCCGUUUUGAGUACUAUGCGAGCCGAAUCAGAGUACUGACCUUUACACGUUGGGGAAGAUGUCGUGUGCCGUUUUCCCCAACCACUGGGUCGAAGUCAAAACUUUCAGCGGAUGUUUAUGCUUCGCUCAGUUCACAUGGCUUCCCACAUCCUUUAUUGCCCAACCUCUCCGAUCUCGACUGGUCCGAGGAGAUCGUGGGGCAGGAGAACUUCCGCUUCUGCAGCACGUUCUUGGGACCAAAGCUCAAGUUCCUCUCUUUCGUCACUAACGGACCAGAUCCGGAUUCGGUGUUCGUGUCAGCGCUCUCGCAUCUGCAGCAGCUCUCAUCCCCGCUCCAUACUCUCCAUCUAUAUUUCCGACAGCCUUCCCACAGUUUCUCCAUUCUUCUUGCAGUACUGCGCGACUUCCGCGCUCUGCAUACUCUCUCAUACAAAUCCAGCACCUCCAUCUCCUUCGAUCUAAUCUCGCUCCUGAGUUCCAUGCCACAGCUUCAGGAUCUUCAACUCCAGUUUGACGGUAUCGUUGACUCGGCGUCCGCAGAUCCUCCACCUAUUUGUAUGUUCCCGGCUCUCAAAAAGUUGUCUCUACGGACGAGGACGAUCUCGACUUGUGCUGCUAUCGUCGCAGCGUUGCAGCUCGAUGCCAUCGAGGGCCUCAACGUUCAGGUAUCCCGCGCACCGUCCGCCUGCGGAUUCUUGCAAAUGCUGAGCAAUCACUUCUCCCAACAUUCCCUAAGGCAGUUGAUCGUUUACAGUCUCUGCCCGGAGUUAGAAGAAGAAAUCACGGAUGGGGUGAUAACCAGCGAUUGUCUGCAGUCACUGUGCGCGUUUCGGAAUCUGGAAUACUUGACUAUCGCCACGGAGUGUCACCUUGAUCUGAACGAUACGACAUUGCUGGACAUGGCGUCCGCCUGGCCGCGUCUGAUGGAGUUGGACCUGGUGCUGAGCACGGAUGAUACCAGGUGGGAGCAGCUCGCCUUCGUUAGCCUCGACGGAGUGAUCGAGCUGGUGAAGCAGGGCCUCCUGCUGGACUCCUUAGGCGUCCCCAUGCGAAUGCCUAUCGUCGAUGGAUUCUCGGAGUUGCGUCCAGGCGGCGGCUAUACGUACUCGCAGCUCGCCACGCUCACCUUCGGCGGUCGCUGCGUAGCCCCUCCUGUGCAAGCCGCCGCUUUCCUGUCCGACGUUUUUCCCAAUUUGAGGCACGUCUCCGGGUACCACAGGUUCAGCAACCCCUGGCACACUAUCCAGGACUUGCUCCCCAGCUUCUCUUCCAUUCGGAUGCAGGAGAGGCGUUCGUUCGCGUUACUGCUGGAUGGACCCGGACCUGCGUAA